AACCAUUGCACUGGAACCGAGACAUCCUCCAUCGUGGGAAUCUUUCCACAUGACGACCUUUUCUCGACAAAAAGCAAUUCCAACUGUGUCUUACUUUGAUCAUCAAACAACGUGGGCGCACAUGGACGAUAGUUCCGACCAGUGCGAUGCUUUGCACUUCUGCCGCUGAGAUCUGCAGGUGAUGAGGAUCAACGCAUGCUGUCCGAUCUUCCUGCUUUGUCGGCUCCUCCAAGCAAAAAAAGCAAUUUUAAUUUUCGUGUCGGCAUCUAUUCCUGUUAGUCAUGUUUCAACAUUGGCUGGAUGGAGCUUGAAGAAGGUUGUCUCAGACAUAUCGUUGAUGAUUGGACUCACCUCGAAGACAGGUAAGUAUUUUCAUGUAUCUGUUGAUACUCGGUCUGACGUGUUCUCCGGUUACAUUACGAAUAUCACCAUUCCACAGUCACAAGAAUACCAAUAAAGCAGUGAGGGUGGGCCUUGAAAGUCAGAUAGUGCGACACAACAUCAGUAUUCCCUGUUUGGAGGCUGGACUC
Molecule: messenger RNA, 530 nt
Organism: Mollisia scopiformis
Lineage: Eukaryota; Fungi; Ascomycota; Leotiomycetes; Helotiales; Mollisiaceae
Exons: 1
Coding region: 182-457 (91 amino acids)
Source: RefSeq, a predicted model, not a curated record